CUGCACGGUCUUCUCCUCCCCCAAACUCCCCCCACUCUAGUCUUGCUUUCUUCAACCCAAGUCCCCCCAAUCGGCUCGAUCUCGUCUUGUCAAACACAUCGGCACACAAUGGGCAACCGCACCUCGCGGCACCGCCGCGCCGCCGCCGCCGAGCAGCCGACGCCGGUUCCGUCCCCGCCGCCGGCCCAGCCCAAACCCGAGCCGCAACAGCAGACGCUCCACUGGCCGCAGCCGAAGCCCCAGCCGCCCCCCGCCCCGGCGGUGGAAGCGGGCGUGGUGGCGAUGGGGCGCGUGCUGGGGCGGCCGAUGGAGGACGUGCGCGCGACCUACACCUUCGGCCGCGAGCUCGGCCGGGGCCAGUUCGGGGUCACCUACCUCGUCACGCACAAGGCCACGGGCCAGCGCUUCGCCUGCAAGUCCAUCGCCACGCGGAAGCUCGUCCACCGCGACGACAUCGAGGACGUGCAGCGGGAGGUGCAGAUCAUGCACCACCUCACGGGCCACCGCAACAUCGUCGAGCUCCGCGGCGCCUACGAGGACCGCCACUCGGUCAACCUCGUCAUGGAGCUCUGCGAGGGCGGGGAGCUGUUCGACCGCAUCAUCGCGCGGGGCCACUACUCCGAGCGAGCCGCCGCCGUGCUCUGCCGCGAGAUGGUCUCCGUCGUGCACAGCUGCCACUCGAUGGGGGUUUUCCAUCGGGAUCUCAAGCCUGAGAACUUUCUGUUUCUGAAUAACAAGGAAGACUCGCCACUCAAGGCCACUGACUUUGGCCUCUCCGUCUUCUUCAAGCAUGGGGAGCAGUUUAAGGAUCUUGUUGGAAGCGCAUAUUAUGUUGCUCCUGAGGUGCUGAAACGGCACUAUGGAGCAGAAGCUGACAUAUGGAGUGCAGGGGUUAUUCUUUACAUCCUUCUGUCUGGUGUUCCUCCUUUUUGGGCAGAUAAUGAGGAUGGCAUAUUUAAGGCUGUUUUGCUUGGUCACAUUGAUUUCUCGUCUGACCCCUGGCCUUCAAUUUCUAAUCCCGCGAAAGAUUUGGUCAAGAAGAUGCUGCGACAAGACCCCAAAGAGCGCUUAACUGCUGCAGAGAUUUUAGACCACCCAUGGAUUAAGGAAGAUGGAGAGGCCCCGGAUAAGCCACUUGACAUUACAGUUAUCAGUAGAAUGAAGCAGUUCAGGGCGAUGAACAAGCUUAAGAAAGUUGCACUGAAGAUUGUUGCAGAGAACUUGUCUGAGGAAGAGAUUACAGGCUUGAAAGAAAUGUUCAGAUCCCUGGAUACUGAUAACAGCGGGACAAUUACUCUUGAAGAGCUACGAUCUGGUUUACCAAAACUUGGCACCAAAAUAUCUGAAUCAGAAAUUACACAACUGAUGGAGGCGGCUGAUGUUGAUGGAAAUGGGACCAUUGAUUAUUCUGAGUUUGUAUCGGCGACAAUGCACAUGAAUAGAUUGGAGAAGGAAGACCACAUACUUAAAGCAUUUGAAUACUUUGAUAAGGACCACAGCGGAUACAUAACAGUAGAUGAGUUGGAAGAAGCUCUGAAGAAAUAUGACAUGGGGGACGAUAAAACAAUUAAAGAAAUCAUUGCUGAAGUAGAUACAGAUAAUGACGGAAGAAUCAACUACCAGGAGUUCGUUGCUAUGAUGAGAAACAACAGCCCUGAGAUUGUUCCAAAUCGGAGACGCAUGUUUUAAAUUUCUCUGCAGUUAGUAAAUUGAUACUGCCCAGACACCUUCGUGGCCCCAUUAUCUCUGAAAAACAUUUCUGAGGGGUGUGCUACUUUCAUGCCAUCGUCCCCCAUCUUUUCUUUUGGCGUGUAUCCUCGAUCAUAUGCUGUACCGAGUAUGCUGUGAUCAUAUACUUGCUGCCUCUGGACCAUUUAUUAGAACAUAUACAUUGUAAAACAGCUUUUAAUGAUAAUAUCAAGCAAGACUUUUAUUCUGGACGAA
This is a messenger RNA of Brachypodium distachyon (stiff brome), 1944 nucleotides long. Its product is annotated as calcium-dependent protein kinase 1. NCBI's taxonomy places the organism in Eukaryota, Viridiplantae, Streptophyta, Magnoliopsida, Poales, Poaceae. The record is from RefSeq and is a predicted model, not a curated record. Gene Ontology annotation, molecular function: ATP binding; calmodulin binding; calcium-dependent protein serine/threonine kinase activity. Gene Ontology annotation, biological process: peptidyl-serine phosphorylation; protein autophosphorylation; intracellular signal transduction. The transcript has 8 exons. The coding region runs from base 109 to 1689 and encodes 526 amino acids. Gene Ontology annotation, cellular component: cytoplasm; nucleus.